GCGGGAAGGAGCGCUCUUCCCGGGGAACGGAGCGGACUUGACCGGACAUUUCCAUCGGCGCUGCCUCGCCGUUGCAACACGUGGCUUUAGGACGGGGCGAGCCACCUGCCGCUCGGGGCGCCGUCUCCCCCCCAGGCACUGACAGCCGGAGGGGGAGGAAGGACGAGCAAGCCGGCCAGCAGUCGGAGGCACCUUCGCCCAGCCGGACCUCGCGGCGGCGGCGGCGGCGGCGGCAUUCUCGGCCGGCCGCUCGCUGGCCCUGCCCGCCCCUCAUCUUGGCUUCCAGGCGACCCCCGCGCGGCCGCGGCCUUCUCCCUGCGCCCCCGGGGGAAAUGUAUCAGGGCUUCCCCGGAGACUACGACUCUACCUCCCGGUGCAGCUCGUCCCCCUCGGCCGAGUCCCAGUACCUCUCCUCGGUGGAUUCCUUCGGGAGCCCUACGGCCGCCGCUGCCGCCUCCUCGCAGGAGUGCAGCGGCCUUGGGGAAAUGCCUGGCCCCUUUGUGCCGACAGUGACUGCUAUUUCCACAAGCCAAGAUCUCCAGUGGUUGGUGCAGCCUACCUUGAUUUCAUCCAUGGCUCAGUCUCAGCAGCCUUCGGGACAGCAGCCACCCCCACAGCAGCAGCUGCCCCCCCCACCCGCAGUGGACCCCUAUGACCUACCAGGCCCCAGUUACGCGGCCCCUGGAAUGAGCGCCUAUGCUGCUGGCCCUUCAACAGCCCCCAUGGCUGCAGCCACCCCACCACGUUCUACCAGGGCCCGGCCCCGAAGGACACGAGAAGAAACGCUGACCCCUGAGGAGGAAGAAAAGCGCCGAGUCCGCAGGGAGAGGAACAAGCUGGCAGCUGCAAAGUGCCGGAACCGCCGCCGAGAACUGACGGACCGGCUUCAGGCGGAGACGGACCAGCUGGAAGAAGAGAAAGCCGAGCUGGAGUCAGAGAUAGCCGAACUGCAGAAGGAGAGAGAGCGCCUGGAAUUUGUCCUCGUGGCUCACAAGCCCAGCUGCAAGAUUCCCUACCAGGAAAUGUCAGAACUGAGUGGGCAGCCCAGCACCUCGGCAGAGGUGAGCGCCCUGGCCAUGCCGGUCAAGGAGGACCCCUUUGGACCCACAGCUGCCUACUCGUCGGUGCCCCUGCACUACCAGCAGGCCCUGGGCGGACUCCCAGCUCCAGCCCCAGCCCCAGCCCCAGCGGAGGUAGCGUUUUCUAGUUCUUACUUUACACAUGGUGACCAGCUGACCGACCCGUACCCGGUUAACCCUUCAUAUACGUCUUCGUUUGUGUUCACCUACCCAGAGGGAGCCAGCUGCGGAGCCAGCCACCAGCGGAACGGCAGCAGCGAUCACUCCUCGGACUCUCUGAACUCCCCCUCGCUUCUUGCAUUGUGAAACUCAAACCCACAACUUAGGCCCUCUGGCCUGGCCUUUAAGCCCACCCCGCCAAUGCCAGGGCAGGCGAAGGGGGCCGGAGCUCCAG
Molecule: messenger RNA, 1473 nt
Organism: Candoia aspera
Lineage: Eukaryota; Metazoa; Chordata; Lepidosauria; Squamata; Candoiidae
Gene: FOSB
Product: FosB proto-oncogene, AP-1 transcription factor subunit
Exons: 4
Coding region: 333-1385 (350 amino acids)
Biological process (GO): regulation of transcription by RNA polymerase II
Cellular component (GO): nucleus
Molecular function (GO): DNA-binding transcription factor activity, RNA polymerase II-specific; RNA polymerase II cis-regulatory region sequence-specific DNA binding
Source: RefSeq, a predicted model, not a curated record